AUGGCCGACGUUUCCCAAGCAUCCCCUGCUCCUGAGGUUGACAUCGAGAAAAGCAAAGAUGUUACCCAAGAGGUGACAGAGUUCAACGACGACCUGAAGUCUGACUUUGAUUCUGACCACAAGCAAGAUGGUGUCAAGAAGGUCGAAGCUGUCACUUCAGUCUGGACAAAGAAGACCCUCUGGAUCAUGUUUGCUUUGCUCUACCUGGUGUCCUUCGUCGACAUGCUCACGGUCAGUGUCGAGGGCAACUUGACGCCAUAUGUAACGUCCGCCUUCUACCAACAUGGUCUGCUCGCAACGACAAGUAUAGUCGCAUCCAUCCUUGGAGGCUCUUCAAAGCUGGCCAUCGCUAAAUUGAUCGAUAUCUGGGGUCGUGUCGAGGGCUUCCUCGCUAUGCUCUUGAUCAUGGUGCUGGGCUUGGUGAUGAAGGCGGCGUGCAAGAAUGUCGAGACAUAUGCCGCCGCGCAGACCUUCUACUGGACUGGUCAUCUGGGACUAAUCUACAUUAUUGACGUUGUCAUCGCCGACAUGACCACUCUUCGCAACCGCAUGCUCAUGCUCACACUGAACGGGACGCCAACAAUAGCUUCGACCUUUGCUGGGCCAAAGAUCGCAGAAUUGUUCUAUACGCAGUCAACCUUUCGAUGGGGCUUCGGCGCAUGCUGCAUCAUCCUUGUCGGAGUUGCCUUCCCAACGGCGAUCGUGAUGCUCCUGAAUCAGAGAAAGGCAGCCAAGAUGGGCAUGCUUCCGGAGAUGCCCAGUGGCCGAACGCUUUUGCAGUCGCUCAAGCACUACGUUGUGCAGUUCGAUGGUGACAUUCGGCAUCCUUCUCGUCACAGCCGGCUUCUCACUCUUCCUCCUGCCUUCAGUCUGGCAUCUUCAUCCGGCGACAAGUGGAGAAGUGGCAGCAUAAUUGCCAUGAUCGUCAUCGGCAUUCUCUGUCUGAUCGCAUUCUAUUGCUGGGAGAAGUGGGGCGCCACCAUCCCGUUCUUGCCAUUUCACUACUUGAAGGAUCGAACCAUCAUUGGGUCGUGCUUGCUGUACGGCAUUAUGUUCAUUUCGAUCUUUGCCUGGGACGCCUACUACUCAUCUUACCUGCAAGUCGUCCACAACCAAUCCAUAACCCACGCCGGCUACAUCCUUAACUCUUUCUCGCUCACCUCAGCCUUCAUCUCGCCGUUCAUCGGACUCAUCAUCCGCUACACGGGCAACGUCAAGUACACCGCCUGCGCUGGCAUCCCCUUCGUCGUCCUCGGCACCGCCCUGCUCAUCCCCUUCCGCCAACCGUCGACUCAUGUCGGCAUCCUCGUCAUGUGCCAGCUCUUCAACGGCAUCGGCACAGGCAUCUUUGCUACCUGUGGGCAACUUGCCGUCAUGGCGGCUGUCACGCACCAGGAGAUCGCCGUCGCGACGGCACUUUGGGGAAUGUUUGGGUCUAUUGGCGCAGCCGUCGGCCUGACAAUUGCUGGUGGCCUGUGGACAAAUGUGCUUCCUGGAGCGCUGGUCAGAGAGUUGCCUGGGGGCAGCAAGGAUCUGGCGGCGACGAUUUACAGUAGUUUGGUCAUCCAGCAGGAGUAUCCUGUGGGCACGGAGAUCCGGGAUGCGAUCAUCAGGGCGUAUGCGGAUGUGCAGAGGAAGAUGGUCAUUGCGGGCUGCGGGUUCGUGCCGUUGCUGGUGGUCUGUAUCCUGAUGUGGCGGAACUUGAAUGUCAAGAAGCUGGAGGAGCAUCGGAGUCAGGCGAAGGGGACGAUUUGGUAG
Molecule: messenger RNA, 1758 nt
Organism: Cyphellophora attinorum
Lineage: Eukaryota; Fungi; Ascomycota; Eurotiomycetes; Chaetothyriales; Cyphellophoraceae
Product: Siderophore iron transporter mirB
Exons: 4
Coding region: 1-1758 (585 amino acids)
Biological process (GO): transmembrane transport
Molecular function (GO): transmembrane transporter activity
Source: RefSeq, a predicted model, not a curated record